GCCUCGGUUAUCGUAGUUGAUAAUAUAAAGGCAUGGGCAACUCGUGCACCAAUCCAAUCGUCAGUCGUAUGUUGAGCAGUGCAAUACGCAGUCGCUACGAAGAGCCGAGCCAUGCAUUUACUCACAGGACUGGUCAUCUGUACAUUCGUCGUCCAACGGAGCUCGUGUUAUUUGGAUUUGGAGGAUUGGGACAACAACUUUGACGAGAAGCUUGACUUCAAAUGUCCAUUCCGUAAUCAGUUCAUUUCAACCGUAGUCAGCGUACACCAUAAUGGCGCUGAGGAUAGACGGUUCAAAUUGAAUUGCCGAAACAUCAUUUCUGGUGGAAGAGGAGAUCAGGAUGCAUCCUGUGAAGAUUCAGGAUAUGUCAACGACUGGGAUGGAGUUGUGAACUUCCAGUGCCCAGGAGAUGGGUACAUAAACGGAAUGCAAAGUGUUCAUGACAAUUGGACCGAAGACAGGAGAUGGAGUUUCUACUGCUGCAGCAUGCCUGGUUACAGCCCUUUCCACUGCAAGCAGACAGGGUGGACCAAUGACUUCGAUCGUAUCCAGAACUACCGUGUGCCCGAUGGCUUCAUAAUGACAGGCGUUUAUUCGGAGCAUGAUAAUGGCCCCGAGGACAGACGUUUCAAAUAUAGGAUUUGCAGAGCUGGGGUAAAAUAAGUGUUCCCAUAUACCAAAUCCUCAACUAUUGCUGCUACUACGUUGGAUUUCUUUUGUUUAAAUCAAACAUUGGAAUUGGCUGCAUAAGAAUAAGAAAGACGAAAAAGAAAAAAUAUUUUAAGACAAUUCACGUAAUAAUUGGCAGGCGUAUUAGCGUCUUGUCCAGUGGCAAAUAUUAUGUGCAGUUCUUUUGUAAUGUAUGUAUGUAUUUUCCAGCAAUAAAUAUGUUUUU
This is a messenger RNA of Dreissena polymorpha, 895 nucleotides long. RefSeq names its product hemagglutinin/amebocyte aggregation factor-like. The record is from RefSeq and is a predicted model, not a curated record. Lineage: Eukaryota; Metazoa; Mollusca; Bivalvia; Myida; Dreissenidae. The transcript is spliced from 5 exons. The coding region runs from base 112 to 663 and encodes 183 amino acids.